AUGGAUACAUCCACCAUCGCUGUGAGUCGCUGCAAACGAUUUUCAUCAAAAUUUGGAUCUGCAGCAUCGCCGUUGACAGCAUCUCGCGUGGAUGUCAAGAAGUUUUCUUCUGGUGCUUGGACCGCAAAGUCCUCAGCUUUCUCUCGUGAUAUGCAUCAAUUAGACAAGCAGUAUUAUUAUCAAGCAAUUGAAUUCAGUGUUCCCAUAAUGGACACUUAUACAUUCACUAGUAAAAGUCUAAUCAAUACGUAUGGUUCUAUCUACGAUGAUAGUUUCAAUUCUUCUGAUCCUACUUUAAAUCUGAUUUCACAAGAUAAUGGCAGCAAUAACAAAGGACAAUUCAAAAUGAAUGCUUUUCUUCAGCCUGGCCACAAAUAUAUAUUGGUUGCAACAACCUUUAGUCCAAAAGCGGUCGGAAAGUUUUUAAUUGUUUAUUCCGGUCCAGCUGCCAUCAAAGUUCGUUCUCAAAAUCAACCAAGAUUAGCUUCUGGUGAAAGAGAACUUUCCGGUGCAACUCGUGCUACUUCAAUAUUCAUAACAUCGUUAUCAUCCAGUAGUCAAUCAUAUAAUCGGCCGAGUGGUGAAGAAGGCCUAAUGUACUACUUUCAGGCUAUUCAAGUCACUGUAUCUACAGCUGGUAGUUACAUGUUCGAAAGCAGCAGUAGUAUCGACACCAUAGGAUAUUUCUACAAUACUUAUUUUGAUCCAUCCAAUCCUAUGGUCAAUUUAAUCACCGAUAACGAUGAUGAUGGCUUAGAGGUGUUUCAAUUUCGUAUUCAAGUUUACCUUCAAACUGGAAUACCCUAUGUUCUCGUAGCCACCACUCAUGUAAGUGCUGAUCAAGGAAGUUUAUCAGUAUCCGCUACCGGACCAGGCUCCGCCAGUCUCACGUCAAUCACACCAACAACAAGUAUACCAAUAAUAACAUUGUCUACUGCUCCACCAAUGUCAUCAUCGUAUUCCGGUGCACUCUCAUCGGCUAGUCCUGUUUUCGUUCGACCUGAAGGUGACCCAGAUGAGUUCUAUUACUUUCAAGCAAUACAAGUCACUGUGCCUAUGGCUGGUUCUUACGUUUUCAGAAGUGAAAGUGACCUGGACACUAUGGGCUACUUUUAUGAUUUUUCAUUUGACCCAUCUAAUCCAUCGACGAAUUUGAUCACCGAUGAUGAUGAUAAUGGUCAUAGCCUACAGUUUCGUAUCCAAGUUUAUCUUCAAACUGGACGCACAUAUAUCCUCGUGGUUACAACGCAUAGUGAAUCUGAACAGGGAAGUUUUUUGGUGUCAGCAUUCGGUCCAGCCACAGUCAGUUUGAUAUCUUUCACACCAUCAACUAGUCGACCAAUAACAACACAAUCUACUGUACCUCCGAUAUCAUCAACAUAUUCAGGUUCGCUAUCAACAACUAGUCCAAUGUUCAGUCGGCCAGAUGGUGACAAUGAGUUCUUUUACUUCCAGGCUAUACAAGUGAGCGUAUCUGUAUCUGGAAGUUACAUUUUUCAAAGUAAUAGUACAUUCGACACCAUGGGCUUCUUUUAUGGUGUGUCUUUCGAUCCAUCAGUACCACUUACAAAUUUACUCAUUGAUGAUGAUGACGAUGGUGACAUUAUUUUUCAAUUUCGAAUUCAAGUUUCUCUGCGAGCCGGAAAUACAUACAUUCUCGUGGUCACAUCGCAUCGGGAAUAUGAAAAAGGAGACUUUUCUAUCAAAACGGCUGGUCCAUCUAACGUUGGAUUGACAUCGAUCACACCUUCAACAAGCCGACCCAUAGCAAUACCAACUACAAGACCUGUUGUUUUGUCAGUCUAUUCUGGUUCAUUAUCGUCAAGCAGUUCAGUAUUUUACCGACCUGAAGGAGAUACUGAUAAAUACUACUACUUCCGCGCUUUACGAGUGACGGUACCAGCAGCUGGUAAUUAUAUGUUUGAAAGUGAGAGUAUCAUGGAUACUAUGGCCUAUUUCUAUGGUACUUCAUUUGAUCCAUCUUCUCCUCUGACAAACUUAAUCGCCGAAGAUGAUGAUGAUGGUGGCACUGCAUUACAAUUUCGUCUUCAAAUUUAUCUUCAACCCGGACUCACAUACAUUCUUGUGGUCACAACACACAGACCAUACGCUUCAGGAAAUUUCAGAGUUAAAGCUACCGGUCUAGCAACCGUCAGUUUGACGUUCAUCACGCCAUCCACGAGCCGUCCAAUACUUACCCCGACUACGCCAACAUCAGCUACACAAUCAACAUAUACGGGAGCACUUUCAGCUAACAGUGCAAUUUUUUAUCGACCUGACGGUGGUUCAAAUGAGUACUAUUAUUUUCAGGCUAUACAAGUCACGAUCUCGACAGCUGGUUUUUACACGUUCAAAAGCAACAGUACAAUCGAUACUAGAGGCUACUUUUACCAGAAUUCUUUUGAUCCAUCAAAUUCAGCAGCGAACUUAGUUACUAGUGAUGAUGAUGGUGGCGGUUCCUUCCAAUUUCGUAUUCAAGUUUAUCUUGAGACCUUACGCACAUACAUACUCGUAGUGACAACGCAUAGAGCGUAUAUUACUGGAGAUUUCUCUGUCUCUGCAAAUGGCCCAGCCCCACUCAAUCUUAUAUCGAUCACACCAGUAACGAGUCGACCAAUAACAACAUUAUCUACAGCGCCAUCAGUAUCAUCUUCAUAUGCCGGUGAAUUCUCUUCCAGUAGCUUAAUAUUCUAUCGACCUGAUGGCAAUGCAAACAGUUACUAUUAUUUUGUAGCUCUUCAAAUCACUGUGUCAACAGCAGGCACUUACAUUUUUACAAGUAAUAGUACUGUCGAUACCAUGGGCUAUUUCUAUGGCGAUUCCUUCGAUCCAUCUCAACCAUUGACAAAUUUAAUUACUAGAAAUGACGAUGGAGGAAUUUCGUUACAGUUUCGCAUCGAAACCUUCCUGGAAACGGGUCGAACAUACAUCCUGGCAGUCACAACUCAUAGAGAACGUAUUAUGGGAACUUUCACAGCUUUUGCGAGGGGUAUUACGUCCGCUACUCUAACGCCAAUCACACCAUCAACUAGUCGACCAAUAACAACACGAGCUACGACAACGCCUUUGCCAUCAUCUUAUGCAAGUUCAUUAUCGUCAAAUAGUCCAUUUUUUACACGACCAGAAGCUACCGCUGGACGACGGUACUUUUAUCAAGCAAUUGAAGUUACGAUACCUACAACGGGUACCUACAGUUUCAAGAGCGAUAGUGCCAUUGACGUUAUUGGCUACUUUUAUCAGAUUUAUUUCGACCCAUCUAAUCCAACAAUAAACUUGAUUACCAAAGAGGAUGAUAAUGGUGGCUCCUUACAGUUUUUGAUUCAAUUGUUUUUGCAAGCUGGAAGAAGAUACUUUCUAGUUGUCUCAACGCAUGCAGAGUCUAAUACAGGAAGUUUUUCAAUCAGAGUAGGAGGUCCAGCAAUUGCUGUUCUUGCAUCGUUCACGCCGACAACAACUCGAUCAUCAACAACAGUAAUUACGGUGCCUUCAGUGUUAUCAACGUAUAUGAGUGCACUAUGGCCGGCAAAUCUGAAAUUUAAUCGACCCAAUGGUGAUAAAAGAGAUUAUUAUUACUAUGAUGCCAUUCAAAUCACUGUGUACACUUCCGGCGCUUACACUUUCACAAGCAAAUCGUAUUUUGGUGCUGUUGGUUAUCUUUACGAGUCGUCAUUCGAUCCAUCGAAUCCAUCGAAUAAUUUGAUACAUUUUGGUGAUGUUGUUGGUAUUAACGGAGAGUUUGAAAUCGAUGUUUCUCUCUCAAAUGAUCGUACAUAUAUAUUAGUUGUCACAUCAUCCCAACCAUUACGUACGGGAGUUUUUUGGAUAUGGGGACGUGGUCGAGCUUCCCUCACUCUUACAUCAAGCGCAUCAUCUAGUGGUGAUUCAACUCCGUCUCCGGUUACUACUACCGAACCAUUAGUUACAACUCUCAAAUCAUCUGCAUCAAUUAAAACAAACACAAUAACAACAACAAUUACGUGUAUGGCGAUCAUGCUGGUACUGCAAAUGUGUCAACAACGUCUCUUCUAA
Molecule: messenger RNA, 4029 nt
Organism: Rotaria socialis
Lineage: Eukaryota; Metazoa; Rotifera; Eurotatoria; Philodinida; Philodinidae
Source: the annotation of a GenBank genome assembly